Messenger RNA from Rhodofomes roseus, 705 nucleotides. RefSeq lists its product as uncharacterized. NCBI's taxonomy places the organism in Eukaryota, Fungi, Basidiomycota, Agaricomycetes, Polyporales, Fomitopsidaceae. Gene Ontology annotation, molecular function: acyltransferase activity, transferring groups other than amino-acyl groups. The coding region runs from base 1 to 705 and encodes 234 amino acids. The record is from RefSeq and is a predicted model, not a curated record. The transcript is spliced from 8 exons.
AUGACGACAGUUGUCCUCCCGUCGAACAUCACGAUCUUGGAGGUGAAACAACCAACCGAGGCCAUGAUCGACCAGGCGGUCAAACUCACGAAUGCGCUCCAGGUGGGAGACCCGUCGUGCAAGGCAUGGACGGGCGGGAACCUCGAGCUGCUGCCGCUGCUCAUGCGCUCGAUCAUCAAGGCGACGUGGUUGUGCGAGGGCGCGGGUGUAACGUACGUCGCGACGGACGAGGAGGGCGCCCUCGUCGGGUAUUCACAGUGGAUACCUUCGGGGCGGGACCUAUUUGAUUCGGAGGACCAACGGCAGUUCGGUUUCUACGAGUUUAUGGAGAAGAUGUCGGAUGAGGGGAAGAAGUACUUCGAGGAAUCGCUCGGACGUGACUUUCCAAAGUUCCUUGACGAGGCUUUCGGCAUCCCGCAGUCCCAAAUCAAGACACACUUCUGCAACCUCGUGAUGGUGCAGCCCGAACACCAGGGUAAAGGCAUCGCGACGACAAUGUUCAAAAUGGCGUACGAGAAGGCGAAGCAGACGGGGGCAGUCGUAACGCUAUCCACGGGUAGCGAAGACAACCUCACGAACGACCUGCAGAUCGUCGUGUAUGAGCACAUAGGGAUGACGCUGAAGGGUCACCAGGUGUUCCAGUCGCCCUGGGGCGAGUGGUCGAGCUGGGCGUUUGCAUGGGAGACGAAUCCGAAAGAGCCGUGA